AUGCAAAAGGUGUCAUAUUUAUUAUUUAUCACAUUACUGGGGAAAUCUUCCCUCAAAGUCAAACGCAAAGCAAAUGAUAGGAAAAAGUUUAACACUAAGAAAUACCCGAAUGAUGAUGUAAUAUUAUCAAAUCCAGACUUAAAAUUCUCUCAAAGAUCAAUUGUAUCAAGUAGUUCAAAAGAAAGAGAGGACAAAGUUCCUUUUGUGGUUGAACCAGAGUCAAUUGUUUUCAACGCUUAUCAAAUAGGAAACAUGUAUGAGACUACUGUUAAAAUACGCAAUGUUUCAAAGAUUGCUCGGUCAAUUCGUGUUCUACCGCCUAAAACAAGCUAUUUUUCAAUAAAUGAAGGAAAAUUUCCACUUCCCGGCAGUAGUGUUAUUGCGCCUGGAAUGGCUGCCAAUUUUAUCCUACGCUUUUCACCUGAUAAUCUUGGUGAUUUCGAAGAUGAAUUCAUAGUGAAGUAUGAAAAUCAAAUGGAACCGUUGAAUGUUAAACUUUUGGGAAGAAAAUCCCGUCCACACCUUAAUAUACAUGAAUGUUACGAUUUGGGUUCUACACUGAAAGGCAGCACAAAAGUGAAUCAUAUACAAAUUGAAAAUUAUAAUCCAGAAAUUGUCUCUAGUGGAGAAUUCCUCUUUUUAACUAAAGAAUUAUUUGAUAAGUGUUCAAAGUUUGAUGCAAAGAAAUUCGCCGAAUAUAAUACACUUUGUGAGACGAACAACUCACCUCGUCUCUGUUUGGAAUCCUUUUCAAUUGAACCUGUACGAUUUACUCUGGAAGCAUUAAAGUCAGUUACAAUAAGAAUUGAAUUCAAUCCAUUUCAUCUGGGAGAAUAUCAGUGGGAACUUGUAUUAAUCUGUGAUAAUGGACAAUUCUUUCCAGUAACAUUCAAAGGCUUUAGUGAGGAAUUAAAAUUAGAGAUAACGGAUAUUACUAACGACAGUGUCAAUAGUUCAUUAAGAAAAAUUCCAAGCGAGUCAAAGGAAUUAUUUUAUUUUUAUCAAUUUCCAAUACAAUAUCCGUUUACUGUUUCUCCGAAGGCAAUCAAAAUAUCUAAUUUCUGUUCACAAUCACUACGUUUUCAAUGGGUUCAACAAAAUCCAAUUGAUCAAAUCUAUUGUACAGAAUAUACCUCGGACAGUUUGAUUAAAAGUGAUGACAUGUUAAAUCAACGAAAAUCGUUAACUACAAGUUUGACAACAACUCCAGAUGUACAGAAUCAUGAAAAUCUCCCUUUGUUAUUCACAAUUCAUCCAACAACUGGAGUGUUUGAAUCGAAUGAAACGAAGUCAUUUGAAAUUCGUUUUAAUCCAACCGAGAUUGGAACAUUUAGAUCUCAACUUGAAAUGAUUUUGCUCAAUGUGCCAGAAGUGGACGAAAGCAACGCAUGCUGUUAUAAAUUGGAUAAAAAACAUUUAACUAUGGAAUUAAAAGGUGUUGCCGAGUCUUUACCCAUAUCAAUUGAACCGUCAAUUUUAAUUAUACCUGGAAAGUGCCUACUUGAUGUUCCUUUGCAUAAACUAUUCAACUGGUGA
This is a messenger RNA of Trichobilharzia regenti, 1536 nucleotides long. NCBI's taxonomy places the organism in Eukaryota, Metazoa, Platyhelminthes, Trematoda, Strigeidida, Schistosomatidae. The record is from the annotation of a GenBank genome assembly.